Molecule: messenger RNA, 4362 nt
Organism: Anoplophora glabripennis (Asian longhorned beetle)
Lineage: Eukaryota; Metazoa; Arthropoda; Insecta; Coleoptera; Cerambycidae
Gene: Neurl4
Product: neuralized-like protein 4
Exons: 17
Coding region: 45-4292 (1415 amino acids)
Molecular function (GO): ubiquitin protein ligase activity
Source: RefSeq, a predicted model, not a curated record
UAUGGGAUCGAUCAAAAAUUGAAUUUAGAAAUUAUCUUGAAAAUAUGGCUUAUUUUCAUUACCGUUGUGGAGAACGAAUAACCCUUAUAAAUGAAAACUGUACUGCUAUUAGAAAUGAAAGUGAAUUUGAUCAUGGAUUAGUAAUAUCUGCAGAACCACUAGUAAAUGAUGUGCUAUUUGAGAUAAAAAUUGAUAAAAAAGUAAAUUCUUGGUCUGGCAGUCUUGAAAUAGGUGUUGUAGAUUGCGAUCCGCUCCACUUUGACUUUCCACCUUGUGCUUCAAAAAUUCAGACAGGAUCAUGGAUAAUGUCUGGCACAUCGGUUUUUAAAAAUGGGGUAUGUCUUACAGAAGGAUACGGAGUAGACCUAGAUAAAUUGAAUCAAGACGACAAAAUUGGUUUAAUGAGAACUUCUGAAGGUGACUUAAUUUUUUACAUAAAUGGUGAAUCUCAAGGAGUAGGUGCAGAAGAUUUACCUAAUGUAGUACAUGCAAUAGUCGAUUUAUAUGGAAAAUGUGUACAAGUCAGCAUUACUAGCCCUGCUUAUCGAGAACAUAAUAAUGAUGACUGUUUAAGUGGAAGUUCAGUUUUGGCUAUAGAUAAUGAUAUAUUGAAUGUAACAUUAGGAGGAGAUUUGAGUGAACUCAGUAUGAGUAGUAGUAAUAGUUUGGAUAUCAGGAUGGACAUGAAUGUUAGUUUAAGCCUUCCUGAAGAAAGCUUAAGGCAAGAUAAGCUUAGAUUUCAUGAUCGAUGUGGUUCUCUUGUAAAAUUAUCUAAUGGCAGUCGAAGUGCUGAAAGACGACGUCCUUUAGAUGAAUUUAAUAAUGGAGUAGUUAUGACACAUCGUCCUCUUCGUGAUUCAGAGCUCUUUGAAAUACGCAUAGAUCGUCUUGUAGAUAAGUGGAGUGGAAGUAUAGAGAUGGGUAUAACUACUCACAAUCCAAAUACCUUGGUUUUUCCUGCUACUAUGACUAAUAUGCGAAGUGGUACAAUAAUGAUGUCUGGAUGUGGUAUACUAACAAAUGGCAAGGGUACAAGAAGAGAAUAUGGGGAUUUUAACUUGGAUGAAUUAGCUGAAGGUGAUCGAGUUGGAAUGAUGAGAAAACCUGAUGGAAAUUUGCAUUACUUCAUUAAUGGUUUAGAUCAAGGCAUUGCGGCUCAAAGAGUACCCACAACGGUGUGGGGUGUAAUCGACUUAUAUGGAAUGACUAUAAAGGUUUCUAUUGUUGAAAGAGAUGAACGAGAAGAACAAAAUUUAAUGACUAGGAAGAACACCAGAGACCAACAAAUAGUUGUUUUAGAUGCACAACCUCUGCCAGACUAUUAUGAUCGUUUAACAUUCCAUCCAAAUUGUGGUACACAUGCCCAGGUGAUUAACAAUGGACGUACUGCCCAUAGGCCAAACGCAGCUGAUGAUUUUAACAAUGGGGUAGUACUCACCGCUCGACCAUUAAAAACUGGCGAGUUAUUUGAAGUCAGAUUGGAUAGAGUUGUUACAAAAUGGGCCGGAUCCAUUGAAAUUGGUGUAACCUCUCAUAGUCCUGUGGAUCUGGAAUUUCCAUUUACAAUGACUAAUGUUAGAUCAGGUACUUGGAUGAUGACUGGUAGUGGAAUAAUGCACAAUGGAACUAUAGUGCUUGAACAGUAUGGCGUCAAUUUAGAUCGUCUGCAAGUAGGUGAUCGAGUUGGGGUGUUGCGAAAAGAAAAUGGUUUGCUGCAUUUUUUUGUUAAUGGCAUUGAUCAAGGUAGUGCUGCUUCUAAUGUACCUGAGAAAAUAUAUGGAGUAAUAGAUUUAUACGGCCAAGCAGUGGAAGCUACAAUUAUCGACAUGUAUGACUAUGGCUCCCCUGAUACCAUGAAUUCUAGUAUAUCAAAUACAACACUGUAUAGUGAUUUAAGGUUUCACCAUGUUCAUGGGAAAAAUGCUAGAAUUGUCAAUAAUGGAUUAACAGCUCUAAGGCCUAGACCAUUGGCAGAAUUUAAUGACGCUAUAGUGUUUUCAAAUAGACCUUUAAGAGACGGUGAAUUGUUUGAAAUUUCUCUUGAUAGUAUUGUGGAUAGAUGGUCUGGAAGUAUAGAAUUAGGAGUUACUGCAGUUCGUCCUGAUGAUAUAGAGUUGCCAAGUACUGCUACAGACUUGUGUCGCGAUACUUGGAUGUUAAGUGGAUCAUCGGUAAUGAUAAAUGGAAAAACCAUUAAAAAUAACUAUCCAUGUGACUUGGACACACUUACAGCUGGCAUAAGGUUAGGAGUUAUGAUAUCAGCUGACAAAUCCUUAGAAUUCUAUAAAGAUGGAGUUCCACAGGGUGUUGCAUGCGUAGUUCCACAUAACAAUAUAUAUGCAGUAGUAGAUUUAUAUGGACAGUGUUCACAAGUUAGCAUACCUUGCAGUUCACCACUAGCGCCUCUUGCUUCAACAGGCAUAGAAACCUCACACAGAUCUGAUACUUCAGCAUCUCUUCAAGCUACAAGUGUUGUGCAACCAGCUGUUGAGGCAGAUUUACAUAGGUUUUCAGAAUUUCACGGGAAAGGCGUAGUUUUGAAUGAGUGUGGCAGGUUGGCUUCAAAAUGUAAAGAUUUCAGUAGUUGCAUUAUAUUCAGUGCUACACCUUUAUGUCAAGAUGAAAUGUUUGAAGUUGCUUUAAUGACUUUAUGGAAGCACAUGGCAGGCACUUUUUCUGUGGGAGUUACCACAUCACUUCCUUCUGUGUGUAACAGCAUACCAAGUGAUUCUUAUUAUCUGACUGGAAAUGAACUACGUCAUAAAAACAAAAUAGUACAGUUUUUCACGCCUAGUUUGAACUGGUUAAAUUGCGAAGAUAGGAUAGGACUACUGAAAACACAUGAAGGAAACAUAAAGGUAUUCAUCAACGGGGAAGAACUGUCUAUAAAUUUCCCACCUUUAGCAGAUUCAGUAUAUGCAAUAUUUGAUUUGAGAGGUUCUUGUUGCGAAAUAGCUGUAACAAGUCAUAAAGCUCCUUUAUCACCUUUAAACAGCAUAAGACUGCAAGACAGCUUAGAGCUAGUGCUGGACCAAGAGCAAGCACCAGAAUUGGUUGACUGUAAAGAUGGAAUAAAUGAAGUAAAAGACUGCUCUGUUACGUAUGAGUUUCAUGAUAAUCACGGGCGAAAUAUUGAGCUUAUCAGUAAUAAAACAGUUGCACAUAGAGUGGCCUCCUACAAUCAAGGCAUAGUUCUGAUCCAACAAUCCCUUGAUUGUAAUUCAGUGGUUCAAGUUGUAAUAGAACAAUUGGAAACACAUUGGCAAUCUUCUUUAAUAGUUGGGUUGACUGUUGGGCCUCUCGAUAGAUUAAAUUUGCCUGUUAAUGCGCUUUCGAUGAAAGCUCCUAGUUGUAUUGUAGCUGAAGAUUGGAUAUCUAUCAAUGGAGUGAAGUCACGUUCCAAUUAUGGCCAACGGCUCUGUUCACUGGCAGUGGGAGAUACUGUGGGGUUAGCUUUAACAGACACACAGUGUUUGAAAUUAUUAAUAAACAGUGAAGGAGAGGAAGUCUUGCAUUGGAGUAUUCCAUCUGGUCAACAAAUAUAUGCUGUGUUUGAUCUCUAUGGACAAUGUCAACAGGUAAGAAUUUUGAAUGAGGCUAACAGAGACGAAAGUACACCAACGACCAGUACAGAUUGUGAGAAGGCCGAUUUAGAAUCAUGUGAGAAGGAAAGGUCUGAGACAAAAUUAUCUUUACCCAUUCCAUCUGCUAGCACAAGUAUGACAAAUUCCACUUGUGUAAGAACUUCUGAUAAUAAUAGCCCAAUGAAAUGUUGCUCUUACAAGGAUGAAUGUGAUAAUUUCAAAAAGAAGCUAUUGUUGCCAGACAACUAUUUUAUCGCGGAUGAACAUAUCUGUUUUUGCCAAAAUUGCUACAAAGUAAAAUGCUCUGAAACAGAAAAAGACAAUUAUUUAUUAGGAUGGGUCAAAUUUCCUUUAAAAAAUGUAGCCAACAUUUCAACAGAUAAGUGGCAAACUGCAUUCUAUUUUACAAAACUGGGUGCCAUUAGAUGCAUAUUAGAUAGGGGACAGCUUUUAACUAAAGGUCAAUCAGAAUGGUGCAAUUUCACAGGACAAAAAGGGGAUGAUGUACAGGUAAUUUUCUAUCCAACAUUGCAGUCUGGUACUCAGAAAGGAUUCAAAUUAGAAAAUCAUAAGGAAGUUUUUGCAGCUUUUCAAAUAUUUGUAAAACCUGGUGCGUAUUCUGUAUCCAGGGAGACUGAAUUUGUUGAAUGGAGUACCAAAGAAUCUGGAGCCCUUGCUUUGAAUUCUUUAUUACUUAAAAUUUCAUAAUUAAUUGAAAUAUUAAACUAAAUGUAAUGAUCCCAAGUUUUCUCAGUAUAUAAGUCACUAUGUAUAGUUA